This is a messenger RNA of Chrysoperla carnea, 859 nucleotides long. RefSeq lists its product as uncharacterized. Bases 62 to 814 code for a protein of 250 amino acids. The transcript is spliced from 4 exons. Lineage: Eukaryota; Metazoa; Arthropoda; Insecta; Neuroptera; Chrysopidae. The record is from RefSeq and is a predicted model, not a curated record.
AUUUAUAGUAAAACUUUUGAUUUGUGAUAAAUAUCUUCUAUAAUAAACAAAUUUAACAAUCAUGAAAUACGGAGUUAUUUUCGCUGUUGUAGCAUUAGCUACAAUUGUUUAUGCCGUUCCACGACCAGACGGAGAAAAAUAUCCAACCAAAUACGAUAAUGUUGAUGUCGAUUCAAUUCUCUCAAAUGAUCGAUUAUUGAAUAACUAUAUCGAUUGUAUUGAGGGCAAAGGAAAAUGUACAGCAGAAGGAGAUGAAUUAAAACGUCAUUUGAAAGAUGCCAUCCAAAACUGUUGCGAAAAAUGCUCCGACAAACAAAAGGAUGGUGUUAAGAAGGUAUUCAAACAUUUAGAAGAAAAGAAACCCGAUGUAUUAAAACAAUUGAAGUCUGAACAUGACCCAGAAGGUGUACAUGAAAAAGAAUGUAAAGAAAAACUUAAAUUCAAAAUGAAAUUCGCAUUAGUGUUUAUAGCUGUGGUAUUUGUUACCAUUGUUAACGCUCAAGAUAUGUAUACAACGAAAUAUGAUAAUAUCGAUAUCGAUUCAAUAUUGAAUAAUGAUCGAUUAUUGAAUAAUUAUAUUGCGUGUGUUGAAGGUUCUGGAAAGUGUACAACGGAAGGUGAUGAAUUAAAAAAACAUUUUAUGGAUGCUGUUCAAACCUGUUGUUCCAAAUGCUCAAAAAAACAAAAAGAAGCAGUAAAAAAAGUAUUUGUAUUUUUGGAAAAGAACAAACCAGAUAAACUUAAAGAAUUACGAGAAAAAUUCGAUCCAAGUGGUGAGAAAGAUAAAGAAUGUAGAGCAAAAUAUAAUUUAUAAAUUAGAAGAAAAUAAAUUCUGAAUACGAACUACUAAAAAUAAAAA